Phycodurus eques (leafy seadragon) is the source of this 6731-nucleotide messenger RNA. It is a transcript of the gene pde3b, whose product is annotated as phosphodiesterase 3B. The coding region runs from base 379 to 3717 and encodes 1112 amino acids. The record is from RefSeq and is a predicted model, not a curated record. Lineage: Eukaryota; Metazoa; Chordata; Actinopteri; Syngnathiformes; Syngnathidae. The transcript has 17 exons. Gene Ontology annotation, molecular function: 3',5'-cyclic-AMP phosphodiesterase activity; protein kinase B binding. Gene Ontology annotation, cellular component: membrane. Gene Ontology annotation, biological process: signal transduction.
UGUGGAACAGCCUGCCGGAGCACCUCAGGGCUGCAGAGAAAGUUCAUGUUUUUUUUAAGAAUAGGCUCAAGACCCACACUUUCAAUGCCGCUCAUCGGACCACGAGUCCCUGCGACGCCAGUCGUGGCCUGUAGGCGGAGCCAGCGAGGGCGUUCGGUGUAAAAACAACAUCUCCCCUUCAUUCUUGAGUGCCACCGCACCGCUGCUGGAGCAUGUUACUUGGGACCGAGCACGGAGCGCUUUCGCCGCCAUGUAGUCCAGCGUUAACGCAGCGCGAAUAGACCGUCGAGUGGGGGCUUUGGUGCGGGGGGGGUGGGGUGGGGUGGGGUGGGGGGGGGGGUGGCGGGCGGAGGGACGAGGAGUCGCCGUCGUCGAGCCAUGGCCGCGCGGGAGGAAGGAGAGGCGGCGCACGGUAAAGCGAGGCAGCAGCAGGACGGAGGCAGCAGCUCGGACGCCUUGAGGAACGGCUACGUGAAGAGCUGCGUCACCCCCCUCAAGCAGGACCCCCGCGGGGUUUUGUCGUUCCAGCAAGACCUCCUCGGCUCCAGGGUCUUCAGGCUUUCCGCCGUGUACGUCAGCGCCGUUGUCAUUUUGGCGCUUUCGGUGCUCCUGUCCCGGAGCUCGCGGUGGGAUUUACGGACUCUGGUGUCGGGCAUCUCGCAGUCCGCCAGUCCGCUCUUCAGCAUCGGCUGCGCCUUCUUCUUCCUGACCUUGUACCUGAGGAGGAGGAAGAAGCAGAAGCAGAAGGAGGAGAAGGAGAAGGAGAAGGAGAAGGAGGAGGUGGAGGAGGGCAGCCACUGGUGGCUCCUGUCGCUGCCGGCGUCGUGCUACCUCGGGGACUUCGCGGUGCUCGGGUUCUCGCAAUGGGGAGAGGAGCAGCAGCAGAUGCAAAUGGCGGGCAGGUUGCUGUUCGUGUUGGGGUGCGUGGGGCUCCUCACGCUCGUCCCCACGCUCAAGCUCAAGCACAGCGUGCUCGUCCUGCUCUUCGCCAGCCUGGUGUGGCUGCUCUCCUUCACCGGCUUGGGCGGGCUGUCCCCGCUCCUCAGGCCGCUGCUCGCCUGCGUCGCCGGGCUCUGCGGCUCCUCGCUGGGGCUCGGCUUCGCCCGGCGCUACCCGCCCGGGGGCGCUCCGAGCGGGGGCCCCGGCGCGGAGGACAGGGUGCCGGUCAUCAGAGCCAGGAGACGCUCCAGCUGCGUGUCCCUGGGGGAAACGUCGAGCAGUUAUUACGGCAGCUGUAAAAUGCCCCGCAGACCGUCUUUACCCUGCAUAUCCCGAGAGCAGAUGAUCCUGUGGGACUGGGAUCUUAAACACUGGUACAAACCACAGUAUCAGGGCGCGACGAGCGGCAAUGGCGUGGACCUGUCAGUCAUCAACGAGGCCAGGAACCUUGUGUCAGAGGUGUUGAUGGACUCGUCCUUGUCGCCCCACGCCAUCUCAACCCUGCACAGCGUCUCCAGCCUCAUGGGGACCUUCUCAGGGUCGUGUCGCCCCCGGGUCAACCCUUUCACCCCUUUCCCCGGCUUCUACCCCUGUGACGGGGUGGAUGACUCCGUAGAGAGGAGUGAACGCAAAACCAUUAAGGGUUUGAGCAGCAGAAACAGCCUCCCUACUCCUCAGCCCAGGCGGAGUUCGACCUCCUCCUCUGUGCUGCUCCCUCACGACUCACUUUCGUCACGGUGGGAACGUAACACCGGCAAGAGAUCCCACCCAGAUCUUAACACGAUUAGCUCAGGUCUGUCCAAUGGGCCAAAUGCAAAUCUGCUCACCAUUCCCAAGCAGAGGUCUUCUUCUGUCACCCUCACCUACCACGCAGGGUCCAGGAGAACAGGGACCUCACCAAGUCUGAGUCCCGUCACCUCUCCCAGCCACAGUCCUUCGUAUGUAGCCACAGGUUCUUCAUCGUCCCUGGUCACUCGGUCGCCUGUGGAGUUCCCAGACACAGCGGACUUCCUGACAAAGCCAAGUGUCAACCUGAACCUGCACAAGCCUUUGGGCUACACGCUCAGCUCGUGUGACUUCCAGCAGGCAUUCCGCAGCUCCGCUUUACCUCUUUGCACCAGCUGCGGGCGUCAGAUGCCAAAGGGGGUUUCCAGCAGCGAUUUGGGGGAUCUUCAUCAGCCACUCCUCAGCGAGGCCCAACGCAGGCGCUCAGCGGGUGAAGGGCCAGAGUUCCAAGGCGAGCCUUUAAUCAGGGAGGAGAGCGUGGAAGUGGACUUGCCUGGAGAGUCUGAUAGCGCAGGGAAGCAGGGCCACACUGAGGAGGAGCAGAGCCCCAGCACAGAGAAGCAAACUCAGGAAUCGGGGAGUGAUCAGGAGUCCCGACUCGACCCGAUGCUGGAAGACCAUGAGGCCCUCAUGGAGAGGAUGAAUACCUGGAAUUUCCAGAUUUUUGACCUGGUGGACAAAACAGGAGGAAAGACGGGAAGAAUACUCAGCUACGUGACUUACACCCUUUUCCAGGAUACGUGUCUGUUUGAAAUUUUCAAGAUCCCUGUGAGGGAGUUCAUGACAUACUUCUACGCUCUGGAAAAUGGCUACAGGGACAUUCCCUAUCAUAACCGGGUCCAUGCUACUGACGUGCUCCAUGCUGUCUGGUACCUGACCACUCGACCAAUCCCUGGGUUCCAGCAGAUCCACAGUGAGCAUGUGACCGGAAGUGACACAGACUCAGACAGUGGGAUCUCUCCUGGCAGGAUAUCGUACGCCUCGUCCAAGACCUCCUCUAUAUCAGAUGACAGCUAUGGCUGCCUGGCUUGGAACAUCCCAGCUCUGGAGCUCAUGGCCUUAUAUGUAGCAGCUGCAAUGCACGACUAUGACCACCCUGGUCGCACUAAUGCCUUUUUAGUUGCCACUAACGCGCCUCAGGCGGUGCUGUACAACGACCGCUCUGUGCUUGAGAACCACCACGCGGCGUCUGCCUGGAACCUUUACCUAUCCCGGCCUGAGUUUAACUUCCUGGUCAACCUAGAUCACGUGGAGUUCAAGCGCUUUCGCUUCCUGGUCAUUGAAGCCAUUCUCGCCACAGACCUCAAGAAGCACUUUGACUUCCUGGCCGAGUUCAAUUCCAAGGUCAAUGAUGUGAGCAGUCCAGGAAUUGACUGGACCAAUGAGAAUGACAGACUGCUGGUGUGCCAAGUGUGUAUCAAGCUGGCAGACAUCAACGGACCAGCCAAAGUCCGCGACCUGCAUCUGAAAUGGACCGAAGGCAUUGUCAAUGAGUUUUAUGAGCAGGGAGAUGAGGAAGCGGGCCUGGGCUUACCCAUCAGCCCCUUCAUGGACCGUUCCGCCCCUCAGCUGGCGAAGCUGCAGGAGUCCUUCAUCACACAUAUAGUCGGCCCGCUUUGUAACUCGUACGAUGCCGCGGGUUUACUUCCCGGCCAGUGGGUCAGUGGAGAUGGAUCGGAUGAAGACGACGAGGGCCGAGCGGACUCGGACACUGAGGACGACGACGAAGAGGAGGAAGAGGAGGAUGCGGAUGAGCUUGAAGAUGAUCUGCGGCCGAAAAGGAGGAAAAGCCACCGGCAGUUAUUCUGCAGCAUCAUGCAGCACCUAACCGAGAACCACAAAGUGUGGAAGAAGGUCAUCGAGGAAGAGGAGAAGAGCAAAGACGUCGGCAAGCAGCAGCAGUCUGACGGCCUGCCGGCCAGCGUGCCCGCGUCGGCUUCGGAUGACAUCCAGGUCAUCCAGGAGGAGGAGGAAGGGGAGGAGCGUCAGUAGCGCCAGAAAAAGAAGAAGAGCUGCAGAAAAAGAAGUCCUUCACCCAACAGCCUUUUACACACUGACGUGAACAUCAUGACAUUUUUUCACACACACAUGCUGAACACUGUGCAGUCAACUUUUGGAGAAACAAAACAAAUACAAAUACAAAAGGCCUUACCACUGUGAGCGGAUCCUCGCUGCAACAGUGGGAGUCCAUCUCCUAUGCACUUUCAGCCCUCAGUGGCGAGUCCUGGAGCAGCUCCAAGACGAAGAGGUCGCACGUGCCCGAGAAGAGCGUCAGGUCCCCGGGAUGACCUCGGCCGCGACGAUGCCUCGAGUGCAUAGCGCUUACACCUCUCUUAGGUACAAAACAAGUCUUGACUGUUUAAAAAACAAAACAGGACUUUUGAGCAUGAAGCAAGUAAGCAACGUGGAGACGCCAUCGACGCCCUUUACCAAAGUGAACUGUUCGUACGUGGAAAGACGAGACCGAGACUCUUUCAGCCUCAGUUUCGGGUUUAUUUUUGGGAAUUCUCUAAAUAUAUAGAUAUAGAUAUACAUGAUAUAUCUCGGAUGUGCCUGUCUGAACCUUUACUGAGUCCAUAUUGGCCCAGAGCCUGGGCUUGUGGAGUUCUCUCUCUUCGCUGGUGACACGAAAACACUGUAUGACACUCGGUCACAGAGACAUGAUUGAGAAAUGUCGACUGAUGAUUAUUAGCAUUAUUAUAUCGGCAUCAUUUUGGAUGCCGUUAAUCAUGUGUGCCACCCAUGCCGCCCUCCUUUUGUUGUUUCCUUUGCUACAAUGAACGUCUGAUUAUCUUUUUUUGGAAGAAUGUGAUCGAGAGUUUGGAGAAAGAGAGCACAUUUUUAAUUACUUUUUAGUACGUGAUUUGUGUGUAUGCUUGUGUGUCCUUUCAUUUAUCUGGUGUUGCAUUCAGGUCAGGCAUGCUGUCUCCAACGAAUGGAUUUAAAAUUUUUUAUUUUUUUAAGGUUACUCAGGAUUCUUGCAAAGUUGUAUGAUUACUUUGCAGGAAUUAAUGUCAUUAAUAUUGACUUUAACGAGGAACACCAUCCAGUACAUCUUGGCGAGUGAAGGAGUGAACGAGUCGACUGCAAAUUGAAGCAAUCGAGACCGUCGGCGGCGCGACAGGAGCUUACAGUAUGUGCUGUCUCUUGUCCAUUCAUACACAGCUUGCUGAACCUCACUGGAGAAACACUUGUAUGGCCACAUAGCGACACUAUAACGUUGUUGUUUCUUUUCAACAGUACAAUGAUCAGGUGCCUCUUCUUUUUAGCCAACAAACAUUUUUCAUCUACAGUGGUGCCUUGAGAUGCCAGUUUAAUUCGUCCCAUGACCACGCUUGUAAUUCAAAGCACUCGUAUCAUAAGUCAUCUUUGCUCACUGAAGUGAAUCGAAAUGCCAUUACAGCAAUCGCUCGUUUAUAGUUACCAGGUGAAAUCCGCGGAGUAGCGACCACAUAUUUGUUUGAGUAUUUAUACAUAUUUUGAAGCUGUAUGAACCUCCCAAGACUUUUGAAUCUUGCCCACACACCUAUUAACUUGGACCAUACUCAUAUGAACACAUUUUAUAUUCUAAAAGACCUUUUAAACUCAAACACACAGUAAUGCACAGUAGUACAGUACACUACAUUUUAUUCCUUGUAAUAUGUGUUUUCAUGUUUUGUUUUGUUUGAGGCUAGAAAUCAUUUGUUACCACAAAAGCAUUGUAGCAUACACUCAAAAUCCCACCAUAUGGUUACUUAUGCACAAUAAGUAUAAUGUAAUUGUCCUUUUGAUGUUGAGUUUGGCAGCAAACUUGAACUUGGAGUGGCAUGAACCAGCUUGAAGCUUCUUGAAAAAAUUCGACACUGUGUGCCAACAAAAACAACAAAUCAAAGAUAACAUCAUCUGAAUGACUGCUCGCAUCUCGAGAAGGUCGUAAAUGGGCUCGCUCGUAUCUCAAGGCACGACUGUGUUGUACUUUCUUUUUCUUUUUUUUCCCGAGUGGCCAGUGUGAAGAAAGGACCCAGGUGUUUUUUGUUUUGUUUGUUUUUUUGCCCCCCCCCCCCCAUCUCGUCAUUCCAUUUGAUGAAAGGGAAGCCACAAUUGUUGCCUCUUUGUCAUAAUCAUAAUCAUCUGUGCGGAGCAUGUUAAGUCCAAUGGAGUUUGUGAUAUUUAUAAAGAAGCGGGGGGGGGGGGUGCGGGGAAACAUGCUCAUUUUAAUACCACACAAGUGUUCAGCCACUGUACAAAAAGACUAUGUGCAUAAAUAUAUAUAUUUUUGAAGAAUCAACUGAAUAUAUCGGUUUUCUACACACACGCAUUUGUGAUGUGCAUUGAAAUCCUUGUCCUUGUUUUUAUCUCCUUUCUUUUCCAGGUGUGGCUACGUGGUAUGCUUAUUUUCUUUUCAAUUGGGUUCAUUCUCGUAUUCAUCAUCAUCAUCUCUCCUUCACUAGUGCCAAACUUGACCUACAUGCGGUUGGCCGCGACAUUUGCGUUCCAGUAUUGACAAAGGAGCAGCGAGAGUAGCAGACUGGACUCAGGUCAGAGCCAUAUUCCUUCUUUCCCACGGAGCCGUUCUGUACCAGAAGUCGCUAUUCUGUCUCACCGAGUUCCAAGUGUUGUCGGCUUUUAUUUCAAACCACCGUGUCCACUGAUGAUUGUGCCAUAAAAACAUCAAUGAAGUUACAUGUGUGUGGCAUCAGUAUAUGUAGCUUUUGGUCCAAUGUAACCGUUCACUCUUAACCAACACUGUGGGAGCAACUGAUUUUUGUUGUUAUUUAUAGCUGUCAUUAAAAAAAAACAACAAAAAAAACAUCCCUCUAGUGCUCACGGUUCUUGUUGAUUUUUGUGAUUGUGUGUGAGUGACAAGUUUUGGAAUUUUGUCAAAAAAAGAACAAUGAACAACCCUUUACAUUUUUGUCAAUUUUUCAUGGAGCGACACUGAAGAAAUGACACUGUGCUACAAUGUAAUGAGUGUACAGCUUGUUUAGUAGUGUAAAUGUAUUUUCCCGUCAAAAUAAAUCCACACA